AUUUCUUCUACUAUUCGGCUGUAAAGCGUCUCUGGACAUGCACCUUUCCGGUUAUAUAAGUCUAAAUACCAAAAGUAUAAAAAGCAGGGCACUUUAUUGUCAAUAUUGUAUUUAGAAAUACGUCACUUGCAUAUAAGUAUUUGUUCAUAACCCAAAAACUAAAUUAGAAAUGCGUUUUGUAAGACGAAUGUGAUAAAUGACACACAAAACCAGCACCCCAUUCCAGCUCGCCGUUUCCUGGAGUUGAGCUUACUGGGAAAUCCGGUGAAGCGCUGCGCUUCAGUCACAUAGUUUGCGAUUUCUGACAUCGCUGUUACUCACUCUUCAUCUGCAGGAACCUUUCCUGCUGGUAUCAUACAUGCCAAUAUACUACUACCUUUAUCCCUGCAUGAACUUUAAAUGAAAAGCCGAACACUGAUUUCAAACUUCUGGAAACAACUGGACCAUAAAAUAUGGACGGAUUGACAAACAGUCUGGAUGACAGGUCACGAGGCUGCGGCCCAGAGCUUCCUGACAAGCUCUCCCUGAUGGAGGUCCGUCUGCGGGCACAGGAGGAUGAGGUCACGCUGCUGAAGUCAUCUUUGGCAGACGCUCUGCGCAAACUGCGCAUCCACGAGCAGCAGACCCACCUGCUCUGGCAAGAGCUCAGUGCAGUUAACCCAGCUGCUGCUGAGACCCUGGGCCAGUUCUGCCACGUCAAUGUACUCUCCAGCUACAGCAUAACUCCCAGACAGAGACGUCAAAGUCAGGAGCUUCUCGGAACGUUCAGUGCUCCUGAGGGGGACAUGGAUGGCUCUGGGGCCACCAUCUGCCCUCAGGGCUCUCGGCCGAGGCCUGCUGCUGCAGACAGAGCCACGCAGACGGAGCCCUCCGAGAGAGUGCUGCUGGCACGCACACGGGCGGUGCAGAGCCUCUCACUGGAGGAUGCCUUCAGUGACAGUGAGAGGGAGGACCAAGGUGGUGGGGAUGCAGCCUGCAGCACCUGGACAGCUGUCGUGGAGGAGCCCAUUCAUGAGAGCUGCGUGACGGCACUCUGCCAGAACUGGCCUGAGCAGGACCUCAGCUCUGCUGAUGAGUGUCUCAGUGAGCAGAGCCCCCUGUCCACAACCAUGGAUCUCAGUUCCCCCGCUGUGCCCAAGGACCAGACACCAAGUAACCGGGUUAUUGCUGUCUCCUCUCCUGCAGACACCCAGAAGAAACUUCUGAUGCGCCGGAAUACAGAGCGGCUGGUGAAGGACGCCCCCGAGAAGCCCAGGCAGAAACUGGCCAGGAAGGUCGUGUCGUCCAACAACCUGCUGAGCCACUCCAACAGUCUAGAAGGCCGGAGCAAAGAGCACAUUUAUGGUGCAGGAACUUCAAGAAGAGGGACAUACAGCCAGGGCCAAUCAGUAAAAAUGUUCAUCCGAGGACGGCCAAUCACCAUGUACGUGCCAUCCAACUUCCAAAACUAUGAGGAGCUGCGCAUGGAGCCCCCCAUGGAGCGGCUGGAGCUGGACUGGGUCUAUGGUUACCGGGGCCGGGAUUGCCGAGCCAACCUGUACAUGCUGCCGUCGGGGGAGGCUGUUUACUUCACAGCAUGUGUGGUGGUGCUGCACCACAUCCACAGCCACCGCCAGCGACACUACUGCAGACAUACCGACUGCGUGCGCUGUCUGGCUAUUCAUCCAGACCAGGUGCGUGUGGCGUCAGGUCAGAUGGCCGGAGUGGACAAGGAUGGUAAACCCCUUCUACCCUUCGUGCACAUCUGGGAUUCAGCCACCCUUGUCACACUGCAAGAGAUCGGACUGGGCAGCUUUGAGAGGGGAGUCAGCUCUGUGGCCUUCUCACACGCAGACGGGGGAGUGUUUCUGGCUGCCAUCGAUGACUCCAAUGAGCACAUGCUGACAGUGUGGGAUUGCCUGAAGGGGACCAAGCAAACAGAGAUCAAGAGCACCAAUGAGGCUGUGUUUGCGGUGGAGUUCAGCCCCAGUGACAGCAGCAACAUCAUCACCUGUGGGAAGUCUCAUGUCUACUUCUGGACCAUGAGCACCGGGGGCCUGACCAAGAAACAGGGCAUCUUCGGAAAGUACAAGAAGCCCAAGUUCAUCCAGUGCUUUGUGUUCAGCCUGACGGGAGAUGUCCUGACCGGAGACUCGGAGGGCAGCAUCCUGACGUGGUGCAAAUUAGCUGCUGAUGUAAAAACCUUGGGAAAGGGAGCCAAAGAGACCUAUCAGAUCGUGAGACAGACGCAGGCCCAUGAGGGGAGCGUGUUCACCCUGUGUGUGCUGCAGGGGGGCACCCUGCUCAGUGGGGGAGGCAAAGACAGAAGGGUUGUUUGCUGGACUGUGGACCUGGUGCCCGAGAGAGAAUGUGAGAUCCCAGAGAAGUAUGGAGCAGUCCGUACCAUUGUUCAUGUAGGUGGGGAAGAGCUGUUAGUUGGUACAACCCGAAAUGCCAUUCUUAGAGGGACUUUCUCACACGGUUUUGUGGCCAUAGUUCAGGGCCAUAUGGAUGAGAUGUGGGGACUGACUACGCACCCCAGCCAGAACAUCUUCCUCACUUGUGGCCACGACAGGCAGGUGUUCUUCUGGAAUGGAGAGGAGCACAGGAUGGAAUGGUGUGCCAUGCUAGAGGAGUCUGGCCUGUGUGCUGAUUUCUGUCCCAAUGGCAGUGUGGUGUCUCUAGGCCUCAGCACUGGCAGAUGGCUGGUACUGGAUCUUCAAACCAGACAUAUUGUGUCAGACUACACUGAUGGGAAUGAACAGCUGUCCGUCAUGAGGUACUCACCUGAUGGUAGUUUCCUGGCAGUAGGGUCCCAUGAUAACGUCAUCUACAUCUACAGUGUCACCGAGGGAGGGCACCACUACACUCGCUUUGGAAAGUGCACGGGGCAUUCCAGCUUUAUUACUCACUUGGACUGGUCCAAAGAUGGAAAAUACAUCAUGUCAAACUCAGGAGACUAUGAAAUUCUCUACUGGGAUGUGGCCAGGGGGUGCAGGCUGCUGAGGAACCGCUACGACAGCAGGGACCGCGAGUGGGCGUCCUACACCUGCGUGCUGGGGUUCCACGUCAUGGGUGAGAGGGAACUCUGGAGCUGUCCAAAGGACUUUGGACACUUAUCUCUUUUAAUAGGUGUGUGGCCCGAGGGGUCAGAUGGCACGGACAUCAACGCCCUGUGUCGCUCCCACUGCGAGAGGAUGGUAGCCGUGGCUGACGACUUCUGUAAGGUGCACCUGUUCCAGUACCCCUGCCCCAAGCCCAAGGCCCCCAGUCACCGAUACGAGGGCCAUGGCAGUCAUGUGACCAACGUGGACUUCACUCACAAUGACAGCCACCUGCUGUCCAUGGGGGGAAAGGACACCACCAUACUGCAGUGGCGAGUGAGGUGGGGAGGGACAGAAAUGCUGGGAACACAGGCUACCAAUCAGCAAAUCAGAGCCGAGCAGCGAGCUGUGCAGAGUGCACUGCCUGCCCUGGACACGUCUGUGGGCUGACUGCACAUCUGUGCCCUGCCUUAAUGCCACAUCUGAAUGGGAUCUUUGUAUUUUUACAAAAGUAAAAAAUAAAAAAAACACUUCCGUA
Messenger RNA from Paramormyrops kingsleyae, 3561 nucleotides. NCBI's taxonomy places the organism in Eukaryota, Metazoa, Chordata, Actinopteri, Osteoglossiformes, Mormyridae. The record is from RefSeq and is a predicted model, not a curated record.